AUGUCUGAAGAAACAAAUAGUAUUUAUUCAACCGCAUCGUCAGUAUCAUGUUCUACAGCAAUUUCUACGACUCAAUCAUCAACAUCAGUGACUCCAACACUAUCGGUAUUAUCUACAAUUACAGGAGCAAAUACAAAAUCUUCUUCGACGCCAUCAUCAUCAUCAUCAAUAACAACAACAGCAAAUAAAACAUCGUCGUCAACACCUUUAUUAUCCUCAACAACAGCAACAGAUGCAAAUACAAGAUCUUCUCCAACAUCUUCACCAUCAACAAUGGCAAAGUCAACCACUUCAACUAAAUCAUCAACAACAUCGUUAUUGUCAUCAUCAAAAGAAAAAACUACAAACGACAAUACGUUACAAAUAUUGAAGUGGAUAUUGAACCAGAUAUGUUUUCGUGGAUUGAAAGUUUUAAUUGAACUGGAAAAUGAAUUUUCAAAUAUUGAAUCAACAUUAACCUCAUCUCAACGAUUAGAAUUUUUUACCAAAAUGAUAAAUAUAGCUUGUAAUACAUCAUAUGAUAAGAGUAUAAUUGUUGGCAUUCAUAAUGUUAUUAAUAUGAAUGAAAAUAUUAAAAACGAUUUACUUGGUAAAAUAGAUAUGAAUGAACUUAUUAUUACAUACACAAUGUUAAAUAAGAAUGAUACAUGUCAUAUUGAUAAAAAUUUAAUUAAAGUGAUGCCAUUUACUGAUGUAUGUACAAAUAAAAAAUGUCAAGGACAGAAAUUAGAUAUUAUAUUUUCAAAAAAUGGUCAUAUUCUAUAUCCAACAUCUAUUAAAUCAUGUUCGAUUUAUAUUGGUACUUGUAAAAUUUGUAAAUGUAUUUAUCAACCAUCGUCAAUUCUUGAUACAAAUGCAAAUCAACGAACUGUUAUUGUUCAAUGUAUUAAAAAUAAUAAUUAUAUUUGUUUCUAUGGGAAUUUAGUUUAUACAAAAGAAUUAUUAACAAUGUUUAGUAAUUAUUUAGUUCAUGCUCAUGUUACAUUUGAAGGAUUUGCUCAAAGUUACAUUGCAACUCUAGAAGAUGUUCAAAUAAAUUAUCGUCCAAUAUUUUCGGCAAAUUCAUUUGCAAAACGUUUAGAAGUUACAUGGAUGUAUUAUGAACUUAGUAGAUUCAUUUUUGUUACAAGUCGUGAAAGUUAUAUUAUCUUUCCAAAAUCUUGUCAACCAAUACCUAGAUCAAUUUUUAUUGAACAAAACUUACGUUUUUUGUAUCAUCUUUUUAUUGUUUUUUGGUCACAUCAUCAGAUGAUCAAUGGAAUAAAAUGUACACAAUCAUCAUGUUCACAAGUCAUGUUGAUCGAUGGUCAUCAAAAAUGUCGUAGAAUUAUAUGUAAAUUUCCCAAUGUAACUAAUAUGAGUCAUCCAGAGAUGGGACCCGUUCUGCACGGGUGCCCAUAUGCACCAAAACGUAAAAAAAAAGAUCAGGACAUAACAGAUGAUGAAUCUAUAUAUUAUUGUUCACAUCACGGAGAGUACAUGAAGUCUGUCGAUGAUUUUCAACAAUUACAUACACAUGAAUAUGAAGAAGCACUUGAAAUUGAUCGAAAAAUAGUAGCAGAUUUAAACAAUGAAGAUAUGUGCAAUGUAUAUCGAAAUGAACUAGAAAAAAAUCAAAAGAAUCGAUCUUUUGGAGUACUUGUGUCAUUUCUUUCAUGUAAUGUAGUCGUAGGCUUCACAGAAUCAAUAAAAUCUGAAGGCUGUCGUCGAGUGACGGAUCAUUUGUUAACAAUGCUUAAAGAUGGAGCACAACUACCUGAUUCUUUAAUUUACGAUAAUGCGUGUGCACUACGCCUGCAUUGGAAUAAAGUAUAUGAUACACAAUAUCUUACAAAAAAUGAACAUACAACCAAACUAUAUAAUCUAGUGUUAGCACUAGAUCGUUUUCAUAGAAAAGGUCAUGUCAGACCGAUGUGUAAAAAGCUUAUGAAUCCGGAUGACAAACAACAUGGUGACAAGUUCAAGCACAUAAAUACAUCCAUAUGUGAACAAUUUUUCUCGUUUUUAACCAAAUUUCGAUUUGCAUUAAGAGGUUUUAAUUAUCCUACAUCAACGUUAUUUACAUUACUUUUGUUUCAUUUGAAAAAUUGCCAUACUACCAGCAUUAAAAAAAAUGAUUUUGGACUUGGUUAUCAAUAUUUUAAUGAUAAAAUAAAGGAUCAUUUUAUCAAUCCAUGCAUUUUUGAAAGUGUUAUCUUUGAUAUACAUGAGCAACAACGAACUGAACAAUGGAUAGAAAGUGAACAGAAUAUUCAGAAACUUGAUCCAAAACAAUCCGAUGAACAAAUUAGCGAGGAUGAAUUUAGUGAAGAAGAGUAUGAUGGCAACGUUGAAACUGAUUCAGAAUCAUUUGAUGAAGAUUGA
Molecule: messenger RNA, 2364 nt
Organism: Adineta steineri
Lineage: Eukaryota; Metazoa; Rotifera; Eurotatoria; Adinetida; Adinetidae
Source: the annotation of a GenBank genome assembly